AUGUUCCUCAUAGCUACGCUUCUUUUUCUUUCAGCCAGAUUAACCACCGCCGGAAAUAUGAAUUCCUUCGCCGGAGUAUGUUAUGGAAGAAAUGGAGACAAUCUCCCAUCUCCAGCCAAAACUGUGUCUCUAUACAAGAAAAUAAACGUCGGUGGGAUAAGACUCUACGAGCCUUUCCCUGACCUCAUCGUCUCAUUACAAGGAACUGGUCUUCUUGUAGCCAUCGGACCAAGAAACGAAGCAAUCAAAACAUUAGCCGAAGAAUACCAAUUUGCCUUAAAUUGGGAUAAAACAUUUAUAGCACCAUACAAAAACGUAGCUUUCAAUUGGAUAACCGUGGGAAACGAAGUGAUAGAAGGAGAGAUCGGACGUUACGUGCCACAAGCCAUGAAAAAUAUAAAAGCUGCGUUGACCGAAAUCGGAAACUCAAAGAUCCACGUCACCACUGUCAUAUCCACAGCCGCACUCGCUAACUCUUACCCACCAUCAGCCGGAGUAUUUAAACCGGCAAUAACCGAACUUAUAACCGAAAUCGUAUCGAUUCUUAGCUCUACCGAUUCACCGCUCAUGGUCAACGUUUACCCUUAUUUCGCUUACGCAUCAGACCCUAGCCACGUGUCACUGGAAUACGCAACGUUCCGUUCGACUUCACCGGUAGUGACCGACGGAAAAUACCAAUACACAAAUAUAUUCGAUGCAACGUUGGAUGCUUUCAACGUGGCAUUAGAGAAGAUCAACCACGGAAGCGUGAAGGUCUACGUAGCGGAGACCGGUUGGCCUACUAGAGGGAAUGAUCCAUACACAAGCGUGGAGAACGCUCGUGCUUAUAACCAGGGGUUGCUUAAGAAACUAACCACAGGUAAGGGUACGCCAAGGCGGCCCAAUGUUCCAGUGAUAACUUUUUUCUUCGAAAUGUUCAAUGAAGAUUUGAAACAAGGAGCGGUUGAACAAAGCUUCGGAUUCUUCGAUCCUAAUAUGGCUCCUGUCUACGAUAUGUGGAAUAUAGCUAGGACAAGUAACGCUAGUCCUAGUUGGGUUAUUUGGACUAAUUGGGUUAUUUGGACUAUGCUCAUAACUAGAUUGUUUUAUUAAUUUUGUUUUAUUUAAUAUAUUAAUUAAUGUGCAAUUAGUUUUUUUAAUUGGUGAUUAUCCAGUAAAAAAUAUAAAUGUGUUUCAAUUCAAAUAUACAGAACAUAUAUUGUUAUAUUAUAUCAUUCUGUCGUUCCAUU
Messenger RNA from Arabidopsis thaliana (thale cress), 1229 nucleotides. Its product is annotated as Glycosyl hydrolase superfamily protein. Bases 1 to 1092 code for a protein of 363 amino acids. Gene Ontology annotation, molecular function: hydrolase activity, hydrolyzing O-glycosyl compounds; glucan endo-1,3-beta-D-glucosidase activity. NCBI's taxonomy places the organism in Eukaryota, Viridiplantae, Streptophyta, Magnoliopsida, Brassicales, Brassicaceae. Gene Ontology annotation, biological process: carbohydrate metabolic process. The transcript has a single exon. The record is from RefSeq and is marked reviewed.